Nerophis lumbriciformis (worm pipefish) is the source of this 6163-nucleotide messenger RNA. RefSeq names its product sodium- and chloride-dependent GABA transporter 1. Gene Ontology annotation, biological process: nitrogen compound transport; amino acid import across plasma membrane; sodium ion transmembrane transport. Gene Ontology annotation, cellular component: plasma membrane. NCBI's taxonomy places the organism in Eukaryota, Metazoa, Chordata, Actinopteri, Syngnathiformes, Syngnathidae. Gene Ontology annotation, molecular function: amino acid:sodium symporter activity. The record is from RefSeq and is a predicted model, not a curated record.
UCUGUGCAUUCUGCUAAGUCACAGAUCAACAGUAAUUUAGUCAGUACCGACUCACAUGAAUAAUAAAUACAUCACCUCCUAGAUAAUUCAUGUGUUACACGUUUUUGAUAUUUAUAGCUCAGCACUAUAUAACUAUAAGUAAGAUGUGAAUUAGCGGUAUUACCAAACAGGCGUUUGUGUAACCGGAUAUGUUAAGUGGUUUUUUUUUGCUGAACGCAUGACAGAGUCGCAGACCAGUCGGUAGACCACAGUGAGUCACUCAUUGGCAUUGAGCAGUGAUGGAGGCUGCUAACUCGACCUUUAAAGGCGAGAAAAAGGCUGCUUUGAUAGCCUCGGAUGAACAAGUGACCCACGAGGAGACGCAUGUGAAGAGACCCACAUGGAGCGGGCAGAUGGAGUUCAUCCUGGCCACGGUGGGCUACGCGGUGGGGCUCGGUAAUGUCUGGAGGUUCCCCUACCUGUGCUACAGCAGCGGCGGAGGGGCAUUUUUGGUCCCCUAUCUCAUCAUGUUGAUUUUGUGUGGCAUCCCUCUGCUUCUCAUGGAGUUUGCCAUCGGACAGUUUACUCAUCUAGGUCCAGUGCACGCUCUAGCCAAAGUCUGUCCACUAUUAAAAGGUGUUGGCCUGGCCACAGUUGUGAUUUCCUACGUCUUUUGCACCUACUACAACGUGCUCAUGAGUUGGGCCCUUUUUUAUUUGGUUAACUCAUUUGGAGCAACACCUCCUUGGAAAACCUGCAACAACAGCUGGAAUGUUUUAGAGACCUGUUCCAGUGGUUUUCGUGACAACACCUCUCAUCUACAGUCAGCCAGCCAACAGUUCUUUGAUCGCAGGCUUCUGGAGAAAACUGAUGGCAUUGAAGAUGUCGGUGGUGUUCAGUGGGAACUCUUCGGCUAUCUCUGUCUUGCCUGGGUCAUUGUGUAUUUAUGCAUUUUUAAAGGAGUCAAAUCAGCUGGCAAGGUGGUGUAUUUCACGGCUGUGUUUCCAUACGUCAUCCUGUUCGCCUUGCUCAUUAACAAUAUGCAGCUCCCAGGUGCCAAGAAUGGUAUUUUGUACUUUGUGACGCCUGUAUGGAGCAAACUUUUCGAAGUGAAGGUGUGGGUUAGAGCAGCUGCCCAAGUGUUUAAUUCCCUUGGAAUUGCUUUUGGCUCCAUGAUUUCGAUGGCGAGUUACAACAAAUUCAACAACAACAUUGUCAGGGAUACUUUGAUUGUUUCAUUUACCAACUCAUUGACGAGCAUCCUGGCUGGAUUCGUGAUCUUCUCAGCUAUUGGCUACAUGGCCCACAUACAUAAACUCCCUGUGGAAAACAUAUCUACAGAUGGCCCUGGUCUUGUGUUUGUCGUGUACCCUGAAGUCCUCUCAACAAUGCCAGCCUUUCAGCUGUGGGCUCCUCUCUUCUUUUUUAUGUUGCUCUGUCUUGGCCUGGACAGCCAGUUUGCCACACUUGAAGUCGCUCUGACGUUCAUAAAAGAUGAAUUUGGCCCCCAAAUGCUGCGCUUUUUCAAGAGAGAAGAGGUGCUGGCCCUGGUUGUGUGCAUCAUCAGCUUUCUUCUUGGGCUUCCACACGUUACUAAGGGCGGUAUAUAUGUGUUUCAGCUUAUGGACCACUACACAGCUGUGGUGUCCCUCAUGUUCCUGGCCUUCUUUGAGGUUAUAGCCGUCUGCUGGUUCUUUGGUGUCCAUCGCAUCUCUCAUAUGAUUGAGAGGAUGCUCGGGAAACCGGUGAACAUCUACUUCCGCAUUUGCUGGUUUCUUCUAUGUCCCUUGUUAGUGCUGUGCAUACUGAUGUUCAGUAUUAUCCACUACACUCCUGUUCAGUAUGGACAGUAUAAGUACCCAUUGUGGGCUGAAUGGGUGGGCUGGUGCGUCUCACUGGUCUCUCUUAUAUGGAUCCCAAUUGGUGCUAUUCAUGAGAUCUGUAGCAACAAAGGCUCUUUUAUCUCAAGACUUAGAACAGCCCUGACUACCACCGUAGAGCUGGAUAUCGAUGACCAACUGCCGGAAAAACAAAACCUCACCAACCCAAUGGUUGAAACAACAAUAGCAUGACCACAACACAACACUCUGAUAUAGUGGAAAAAGGUUUUUUUAAAUGACAGAACAAAAGUUUCACCUCAUUUUAUUGGGGCUGUGUAUAUAGUAGUUAUAAUAGUAAUUGAUAGUGGGAGUGAUGCUGGGUAACUGCAGAUGUGAAUGUGAGUGUAAAUGGUUGUCUGUAUGUGCCUUGUGAUUGACAAGUGACAAGCCCAAGGUGCACCAGCUUUUAGAUGCGCAGUACAAAAUGGAAGAAUGAAUACUAAAUUAUUCAAUAUAAUAAUUCAUUCAAAAUAAUGUUUACACCACACACUUAAACUUAACAAAUCAGGCCAUGGUGUGUGAAAGCACUUGUUUGGAAAGCUAAACAAAAAGUAAGUGCUGGGAAAAUGCAAAUAAUUUGGUAUUUGAUUUCCCUAACAAUUUAGGAACAGGAUCCACGGUACAGUAGUGAAGUGUGAAGUGAAUUACAUUUUAUAUAGCGCUUUUUCUCAAGUGACUCAAAGCGCUUUACAUAGUGAAACCCAAUAUCUAAGUUACAUUUAAAACCAGUGUGGGUGGCACUGGGAGCAGGUGGGUAAAGUGUCUUGCCCAAGGACACAACGGCAGUGACUAGGAUGGCGGAAGCGGGGAUCGAACCUGCAACCCUCAAGUUGCUGGCACGGCCGCUCUACCAACCGAGCUAUACCGUCCCCAGUACACACUUGGUUGGAGCCUUUCAUGCAUACGUGGUGUUUUCACCAAAGCAACACAUCCCACCAGGGUGUUCUUGACAUUGUAAUGCAUUGGGUUACAACUGUACGAAAUGGUUCAUCUUCAGGAAAUGAACUUGAUGUCUGUGUUUGAGAACCCUCGGACCCGUUUCCAGCUGUUAACCACUGACUCGGAGAGGAAAGCUAAAACAGAAGUUAUAAUUUAACUUCCAGAUGGCACCUUACGUGAAAUUGAAGGCGUUCGUAAUGUAACUCUUGAAGCCAAAAAUAUUUUUUGUAGUUGGACGUGUCGCACAAGUCUAAAAUGACAUGCACAGGCUUUCCUGCCUAACAUUUUAAAGACAAAAAGCUGUUUUCCAAAGUGCUUUAAAAGCAGUAAAUCUGAAUAUCUUGACUGAUCAAAAACUGCACAAAAUGUAUGCACUGAUUUAUUCAACGUCAUCUUACAAUAUUUUCAGUUCAAAGUGUGAACAUUUUUCUACAAUUUUGGGACAUAUCAACAUGGUUAUAGCAGGUUGUAUAAAGAUGCAUUGAUCAAUCAAUAAGUGUACUUAAGUUAUGUUUAUUUGACCAGGUGAUGUAACAUUACAGUUUUAGCCAAAAUGAUUCAACCUCUUCUGUUUACUUGCAACUAGGCCUGUCAAUUCAAUACAAAAAAAAAUAUCGCAUUAAUCAUGUGUAAACAAAGAUUAAUCACACAAUUAGUUCUGACAGCACACGCUUCUUUCUUUACCUUAACUGCAAAUGGUUAAUUGGUUAAAAAUAUGGUCUCUGUAUUAUGCAGGCAAGUCAUUUUCGCAAGUGUGUUACUGUCUUAUGAAAAAUAUAUUGUUUGACAGAACUUGCAAUAGUUAUAAUAAAACCGAGAAAACAAAAACAAUUACAAUCAGGGGUCUCAAACUCAAUUUAGCACAGAGUAUUCACUUCAGAAUCUCAUUUUGUGACGAAAUGUAAUUAAACUACAAUUUACUACUUCUACCAGCAGCUACAGUGACCAUGAGCAACGGUAAUAAUUGUAAGUAAAACAUUUUUUUUAUUUUGACACUGCUGAUUUCUCCAGGAGAUGGUCAGAGACACUUACGCUAGCUAACAGGAAGUUGCUCUUUGUGUUGCCCAAUGCGUUUGUUGAGGUCAUUUUUGUAUCUGCACUGUUAUUGUGUUUAUGCUGUUCUUUCUGGUGGAAUUCAAGAUUGCAAGAAUAUAUUUAACUAUGAGCUGCCGAGGGUGCGUCGGCCGCAUUUACAUUACACUAGGAAGUCAAGUGGAGGGCCACAAAAUAUGAGUUUGAGACUCCUGAAAUUUUUUUUUGUUGAAAAAAACAUCUGCCAUCUGUUGUACAUAUUGAAAAUUAUUACAAUGGUGGUUGAAUAUUUUGGAGUGAAACUGUCGAUUUUCCACCCAAGCCUUAGUCUUGAGCUUAUUUUAACUCAAAGAGUGCAUUUAUUUUUGGUAUUGUUGGGGUUUUAACUUUUCAUUUUAAAAAAGGAGUCCAUUUCAUACACUCUUAAUGCACGUCCUGUAACUGGUAUGCACAUUUUAUUUAUUUAUUUUUUUACCAGCAGAGGGUACUACAAUACAUACUAUUUACAUUUAUAAUAGUGGUACUGCUACCUCACCUUUGUACUGUAUUUGCAUUCAUACAACCUGCCUUAUUGCAACAUUUGUAUAAUCAUGUGCACAACAUAUAUGCAUUUUAUAUACACAAUUUCAUUAUAACAUGUUAAUUGAACUGUAUGCAACAUCAGCCUUUUUUUUUUUUUUUUUACAUUUUAAGAUUGUGUUUCUUGUUACCCAUAACUCAAGUUGAUUUAUGCUGUCAUGUUGGUCAAUAAAAAAAUGCUCUUAUGCUAUUUGUAUUUGUGUCACUUGGUGGCAGUAUAGAGGCAGAGUAGAACUCUUAAAGCAAUCUCAAUAUUUUCUGCAAAAUGGAGGUAGCUUACCCUUGAAUGUGUGUUUCUUUGGAGACACAUCUAUCUGGAAUAUUGUUAUAUUGCAGGACACACACACAUUGAAUAGUAUAACUCAAUUUGGGUUUCAGAACAAGAGCGGAGACACAUGCUAUUGAGAAUGUAUUGGUAUGCAUUGAGGCGGUGUGGGUGGAUGAUUUGACGACAUUGGCUGUAUUGUCAGAAUGGAUGACCCAGCUGGGGAGCGAAGGAGAGCAGAGUCGGGACAAACGUGAAUACGCAGCUCAUGAGCUUUGAAAAGUGAAUUAGGUGAAUUGUCAUAGAGGCGAGCGGUGCCCUUCGCACAAUUGCAUGUUAAUCAAUAGUCCCUUCCUGUUUGGCCCAUGGCAGAGCGUAUCAUGGCUCUGAAUUAGAGCAUGGAGCACUGUCAGAUCAAUAGUCAUGGACCGCGCAGGCCAGGGGGCAGUAAAUAAAUGGUUAUGCACGGCAGAGGGGAAGUGAUUGCGGCUCUGAAUGGGCAAUUGAGGGCUUAGCUGUGGUUUUACGCUCCGACAGGCGGGUCGCUGUUCGAAAAACGUCGACACUGAUUUUUCCGACGCCCUUUGUUCAUCUGUUUGCCUGUUUUUUUUUCCAAUCUCGGCGUGCCCUGGGAGAGAGAUAAAGAGGAUCUUAUCACAUUUAAUUUGAGCGAGUGUGUGCGCACAAAGAUGAUUACAGACGUCAAGUCACGGCUUUGGCGCGGGAAAUAAUACUGGCGGUUGACUCAUGUUGAUUCUCACGUGACGACUCUAUCAUGACCAUCUCGCUGCAGCGCUUUGUUCGCUGGGGAAAUGAGUUUGCCGUAGCUUUUGAUCACCCAAAAGCAGUUAGACUUGCGCGUAUGAAGGCCAAACAUCUUCGGCGUUUAACUUUAUUUUGUAGGGUUUUGCAAUAGAUUGUCAUGAUCUCACAUGACUUUAUGAGUUUCUGUAUCAUUUUUGCUCUUAUUUUUGUUUACCGCUUCCUGUUUGCCCACACCACUUCUCUAGUCUGAGCGCUGGCUCCCUCAACUGUCCCUGAUUGGCAAUCAGGACACACCUGUCUCUGGUCUCCAAAUCAGAAUACGAUCAUGUUGCAUAGUUUGCUUCCACGCUGCAUAGAGUUCCCUGUGCUUUUUUCUUUGCUGUGCCUUCACAUGCACGUUGCUUGCUGUCUCUGCAUCCUGGGGUCUCGACCAACAACGCCACAAUGAAACGUAGCAAUAAUUGUCACACACACCAAAAAUACAUUUCUUGAAAGUUUCAUCUACACUAUAUUGCCAAAAGUAUUUGGCCACCCAUCCAAAUGAUGAGAAUCAGAUGUCCUAAUCACUUGGCCCGAUACGAAGGUCCUGAGCAGGGCCGGCCCGUGGCAUAGGCCGUAUAGGCAAAUGCUAAGGGCGCCGUCCAUCAGGGGGCGCCACGCCAGUGCCACAAAUGUUGGAGAAAAAAAAAAAGAAAAAAAAGUUGGUACUAUUAUUUCUAAAUAC